Molecule: messenger RNA, 504 nt
Organism: Caenorhabditis briggsae
Lineage: Eukaryota; Metazoa; Nematoda; Chromadorea; Rhabditida; Rhabditidae
Gene: Cbr-phat-3
Product: Protein CBR-PHAT-3
Exons: 2
Coding region: 1-504 (167 amino acids)
Source: RefSeq, a predicted model, not a curated record
AUGAUUGCUCUCUUCUCAAUCCUCUUGGCUCUGCUGGCUCCUCAAUCAUCAAAUGCAGCUAUUUCUGGAGAGCUGAACUGCACUACCUACAAUGGAACAUCGUCCCACGCCUCAACUGUGCCACCAUCACCCAAUCUCAAUGCAUGUCUUCCCAAUGGAGAACCAUCAUCGCUACCGACUGCCCAUCUGCCUGUGGAUUCUGUAACGAUGGUGGAUGUGUUGACGGUGUCGUUGAUUGCAACAACGAUCGCUCCAUCUGCCAAAGUGUUGGAAUGCAAGACUUUGUCAACCAAUAUUGCCAGAAGACAUGCCAAAGAUGCACCGGUUCCUCCACAGCUUCAUCUGGAACCGGAGGAUCGUGCACCUCAUACAUUGCCGAUUCUAGCAGUGCUUGCGCCGCCUGGGCUACCAACGGAUUCUGCACCAACACCUUCUACACAGCCGCUCAACGCAGAGCCUAUUGUGCUACGUCUUGCAGACUCUGCUAGAUAUUUGACAAACUAG